This is a messenger RNA of Brassica napus (rape), 2043 nucleotides long. Its product is annotated as probable inactive L-type lectin-domain containing receptor kinase III.1. Gene Ontology annotation, molecular function: carbohydrate binding; ATP binding; protein kinase activity. The record is from RefSeq and is a predicted model, not a curated record. NCBI's taxonomy places the organism in Eukaryota, Viridiplantae, Streptophyta, Magnoliopsida, Brassicales, Brassicaceae. The coding region runs from base 145 to 2016 and encodes 623 amino acids. The transcript has a single exon. Gene Ontology annotation, biological process: protein phosphorylation. Gene Ontology annotation, cellular component: plasma membrane.
AAGAAGUCAAAUGCUCACCUGAGGUUUGUGUAGCGUCUUGGUAUAAACAAAAAAGGUUUGAAUAUGAAAUAGUCGAGCUUUCUUGAAGCUAUAAAUAGAUAUAGCAACUGACACAAGUAACUUCAAACUCUAAAACAACAUAAAAUGGCCAUUACCUCCAAAUCCAUAGCUCUAACAAUAAUCUUCCUAUUACUUUCUGUUUCUUGCGCCUCAAGUCAACAAGAAACCAAGUUUCUUAACCAUGGCUUUCUUGGUGCUAACCUCCUCAAGUUCGGUUCUUCCAUUGUCCACCCUAGUGGCCUCUUGGAGCUGACAAACACUUCGAUGAGGCAAAUUGGUCAAGCUUUCCAUGGCUUUCCCAUACCCUUCUCGAAACCUAACUCUUCGAAUUCGAUUUCUUUCUCCACAAGUUUCGUCUUCGCCAUCACUCCAGGACCCGGCGCACCAGGCCACGGCUUGGCUUUCGUCAUUUCACCCUCCAUGGACUUUAGCGGAGCCCUUCCCAGCAAUUACCUAGGCCUCUUCAACACCUCCAACAAUGGAAACUCCUUAAACCGCAUCCUCGCAGUUGAAUUCGACACCGUGCAGGCCGUUGAGUUGAGCGAUAUUGAUGAUAAUCAUGUUGCUAUCGACCUAAACGGAGUGGUCUCCAUUGAGUCUGCAACAGCUGCAUACUUUGAUGACCGAGACGCGAAGAACAUAAGCUUGAGGCUGGCAAGUGGAGACCCAAUCAGAGUCUGGAUCGAAUACAACGCGACAGAGAUGUUGCUCAAUGUCACGUUGGCUCCUCUAGAACGUCCAAAGUCAAACGUGCCUCUUCUCUCAAGAAAAAUGAAUCUUUCCGAGACUUUAUCCGAACAAAACUAUGUUGGAUUCUCUGCAGCCACAGGAACCGUCACGAGCACGCAUCUUGUUCUAGGCUGGAGCUUCAGCAUAGAAGGGAAAGCCACAGAGAUUGACCUAACAAAGCUUCCUUCUAUUCCAAAACCGCCUUCUCCACCGUCUCCAUCCUCAACUCCUCCAGUUUCAGUCAAGAAGGAUUCGAACAACACUAAGCUCAUCAUAAUCUUCGCUGCAUCAGCAACAGGCGUAAUCAUGAUCCUGGCUCUCUUAGGGUUUUGGCUCUUCCGUAGAAGGCAAGUAUUCUUCACAGCAGGCGCAAGAAAAUUCUCUCACCAGAUGAUAUCAAGCGCGACGGGAGGUUUCGACAACUCUAGACUUCUCGGAGAGAGAAACUCAGGAAGUUUCUACAAAGGGAACCUUACUCCUACAGAGAUUAUAGCAGUGAAGAAGAUUACUUGCACCACAAGGCAACAGAAGACAACCCUAAUAGGGGAGAUAGCUUCUAUCUCAAGGCUAAGACAAAGAAACCUUGUUAACCUACUUGGUUACUGCAGCAAAGGUAACGAGGUUUAUCUCGUCUACGAGUACGUCCCCAACGGUAGCCUAGACCGGUUCUUGUUCAGCAAUGACCGACCGGUUCUCACAUGGUCAGACCGGUUCUGUAUCAUAAAGGGUAUUGCGGCAGGACUUCAAUACCUUCACGGCGAGGGUCAAAGACCUUUGAUUCACGGAAACGUGAAAGCCAGCAACGUACUCUUAGACGAAGAGCUACACGCUAGACUAGGAGACUACGGACAAGGAAUCAGGCACAGCAGCACCACGGGACACGUGGCUCCGGAGCUAGUCGAGACAGGGAAGGCUACGCGUGACACAGACGUGUUUGGUUUUGGGGUGUUGGUUAUGGAGAUAGUCUGUGGAAGGAAAGCCAUAGAGCCGACAAAACCACCUGAAGAGAUCAGUUUAGUGAACUGGGUGCUUCAAGGGUUCAAGAAAGGCGAUCUUUUACAGAGAUGCGACACGAGAAUGAACAGAGACGAGUUGGUGGCUAGAGAAGUGUUACUGGUUCUGAAAACCGGACUUCUGUGUGCUAACCGGUCUCAGGAAGCUAGGCCAAUGAUGAAGCAAGUAGUUGGGUAUCUCGACGGUACAGAACGUCUCCCUCAUGACGACUAAAAGAGGUUGUUGUAUUUGAAGCAUUUU